GGGAGAAGGAUAAUGUCAUUUCUGACGUUUCUUUGUAAAUAAAGCUAAAAAAACAUAAAAUCGUGUUUUUUUUACGGUAAGUGCAAGUAAUGUGUUUGAAUUGUUGAAUAAAUCGUUGAAAAAUGGAAGAAAACUCGGAAUUUGAACAAAUCGAGGCCGAUUCCCUAAUGAAUAAUAUCGGUCAUUCGAUCGACGAUCAAGAGAAGGAUAUGGAUACAAGAUCGGAAUUAAAAUUCGAUGAGUAUAAAGAAUCUGAAGAGGAAACGGUUAAAAGAAGAGAAAUCGAAAAGGCUUUACAAACAAACUCGUUCAGUUUAAAUGUAUGGAAGAAAUUUGCUGUUCAAAAGCACGGAUUAAUUAAUGAUGAAUUAAGAAGGAAAAUUUGGCCUUUACUUUUAGAAGUUGAUACUGACCUAACAGAGGUCGUUCCAUCUUUAGAGGAACUAUCAACUCAUAAAGAAUAUGAUCAAGUUGUUUUAGAUGUAAAUAGGUCAUUAAAAAGGUUUCCACCAGGCAUUCCAUAUAAACAAAGAUUAGCCCUUCAAGACCAAUUAACAAUCCUAAUAUUAAGAGUAAUCAUGAAAUAUCCUGAUUUACGAUACUAUCAAGGUUAUCAUGAUGUAGCGAUAACAUUUUUAUUAGUAGUCGGUGAAGUAGUCGCAUUUAGAAUAAUGGAAGUCUUAAGCACAGAACAUUUACGUGAAUGUAUGGAACCAACAAUGGAAAAAACCUCGUAUCGCCUCAAUUAUAUUUAUGCAAUGAUUCAAAAUGCUGAUAAACAGUUGCAUGAUUAUAUGGAUAGAGCUGGUGUUGGAACAAUGUUUGCUUUACCCUGGUUUUUAACAUGGUUUGGUCAUUCCUUAAAUCAAUACAAAGAUGUAGUGCGAUUAUACGAUUUUUUUUUGGCAAGUCCUCCAUUGAUGCCCUUAUAUGUUGCCGCUGCUUUGGUUAUUUAUAGGCGAAAAGAGAUUUUGUAUGAACCGUGUGAUAUGGCGAGCAUUCAUUGUUUGUUAUCACAAAUUCCUGAUAAUUUGGAUUUCGAACAAAUUUUAAUUUCUGCUGCUAAAUAUUACAAGAGUUAUCCGCCUGAGAGGUUGGAGAAGGAUGUCAAAAAGAGGAUACAAAGAGAAUUGGAUCAGCGCAAAAAGGAGGAACGUUUAAGAAACGCACGAAAUCGAAAACCCAACGACAAUUGGAUUCGAAUUCACAAUUACGUCCCUCAUUGGUUAAUGCUUCACUACAGGAAUAAAUAUGGGAUUCUUUUCGCCACUGCCACAGUUUUAAUUGGAAUUUACGCCUAUUUGAAAGCAACGGAAAAGGAUUUCAGUCUUUUUAAGUAAGUCUUGGACGUCAUGACAAUUACCGGUUUCCGCUUCCGUCAAACAAAUGCUUCACCAGCGAUUUUACACGUGUUUUUAAAGAAACAAACUUGGGUAAUAAACGUCCUCACCCCAUAUUAACAUGUUAUCGUUUUGAUUAAUUAUUUAGUUUGGUGUUAAAAAAAAAAAAGAUUAGAGAGCAUUUACAAGCGUAUUUUUGUAAAAAGCUAAUGUUGCUAUAAAAAAAGUGUCUUUAUUGUAAAUAGGCGAAGCUGUAUACCGUGGAUAUUUAUUUAUUAGUCUUGUUUUUCUUUGCAGGUGAUAGGCUUUAAGUUCUAAAUGAGAUUGUUUACUUUUUUUGUGAUACUACUCUAAAAGUUAAGUUGCUAAUCUUUUUUUACUACUUUUAAAUGUAAGUUAAAGCGAUAAGUAGAUGUGACAGCGUAAGAUUAAUUAGAAAGUAAGAUGAGCCAAAGUAUAUUUGAAAAUAUUAUGUUAUUUUUUAGUGUUUAAAGAGA
Messenger RNA from Onthophagus taurus, 1837 nucleotides. RefSeq names its product TBC1 domain family member 20. The record is from RefSeq and is a predicted model, not a curated record. Gene Ontology annotation, cellular component: endoplasmic reticulum membrane. Gene Ontology annotation, biological process: positive regulation of GTPase activity; endoplasmic reticulum to Golgi vesicle-mediated transport. Lineage: Eukaryota; Metazoa; Arthropoda; Insecta; Coleoptera; Scarabaeidae. Gene Ontology annotation, molecular function: GTPase activator activity.